ACCUCGUAAAUUGACAUUUACGUCAUUUUCAAUAUUUAUUACACAUUUGCUUCAAAUUUAUGUGAAUACAGUUCUUAUAUUAGUUAUACAUGAUAAGAUUCAAUAUUUUACCGUUACUUGUCAGAAAAUGGCCGAGGUUACGUUUGCGAUGGCUUUCAGACAAUUCUUCAACGAUAUUCGACUGCGGACCCGACUUAGAAGAUAAGGGCACAUGCGCAGUGGAGCCAUGCGACCCCAAUAAAUGUUUUCCCGAACCGCGCGUGGUCAUAAUAGGCGCGGGAAUGGCAGGGCUGUCCGCUGCAGCGAGGCUUUCACAACGUGGCAUCAAUAAUUUAGUUGUGCUUGAAGCGUACGAAAGACCAGGCGGGCGAAUACAUUCUUGUUGGCUCGGUGACAUUGUCGCAGAACUAGGUUCGCAUUGGAAGCCAGAUAGUUGUUGCACUCAUCCUAUUUACAUGAUGUCGGCUACUGAGCAGCCGCCACGACCUGGCGUUCCAGGCUCGGAACACACCCGAGGAUUGUUCCACAGAAUCGUUACAGGUAAAAUGCCCUUCCCACCGACAAUAACAGCGUAUUAUAAAUUCCGACAAAUAGAACAGGAAGCGGCAAAUAUUUAUUGCCUUGGAGGUAAUAAACAACAGGGCUCGCUCAUCAAUUUUAUGAGUCUGAGAAUUCAACAAGAAUUGCAUGAAUAUCCAGAGGAACAACAACAUGACGCAGCAAGAAUUAUGUUCGGCCUUUCACAUAUGCUUAGUGCGCGAUGUGGUGAUGAUACGUCUAUGUUAUGUGCUGAUCAUUUAGGCUGUUUCAUGAAUAUGCCCGGAGGAGAAGUACGCGUUCCUCUUGGUCUUGUCGGUAUUUUAGCUCCAUUAUUACGACAAAUACCUGAAGGAGCUAUAAGAUAUUGCAAACCAGUCAAUUGCAUUUAUUGGGGAACGUCUCAAAAGGCUGGUUACCGGGCCAUUGUAUGUACAACUGACGGUGAAGAAUUUCCUGCUGACUAUGUAAUAAUCACUGUGUCUUUGGGAGUAUUGUGUGCAAAUUCAGUUGGAAUGUUCUGUCCCGAAUUACCGGCAUCAAAAAUAGAUGCUAUGCGUUGCAUUGGCUUUGGAUAUUGUAACAAAAUUUACAUGGAAUAUUGUCGUCCUUUCUGGUAUUGGCACAAGGGAAAUUUAAAUUUCAAAUACUGUGGUAACGAGCUGUGCGACCGCUGUGAUUGGACGCGAGGAAUAACCGCAAUAGAAGUAGUACCAAAUAGUAAGCAUGUUAUGUGCGCGUGGGUUGUUGGAGAAGAAGCGGUGAUGAUGGAAGGGUUAUGUGAUAAAGACGUUGCUGAGGGAUUAACCGACGUAUUGCGGCUCUCGACAGGCGAUUGUUGCAUACCAUAUCCGAUGGCAAUCUUAAGGUCUCAUUGGACAUCAGAUCCUUUCUUCUGCGGUGCAUAUUCGUACGAUUCUAUUUCCUCUGAUGGUCAAGCGCAGCGAGCUCUAGCAUGUCCACUACCGGGUCCAAGCGAAUCGAUUCCUCCAAUAUUAAUGUUUGCUGGCGAAGCCACGGUACCUGGUCACUUUGCAACCGUUUCUGGGGCAAGAUUAAGUGGCAUUAGAGAAGCUGAAAGAAUUGUCCAAUUAACUUUGCAAUAUAAAGGUCCUCCGUUACCUAUGUGUGAACCGGUAAAAUCUAAAAAAGUGAAAGCACAGAAAUGACUGUCAUUUAAAUAUUAUACUAUGAAAAUGUCUGUAAUUAACUCUAGUUACAUAAUAAAGAUCCUUUGUCGCAUUGUGGAUGAUAUAAUAAAGUUUUAUGCGCAAGCCACGCUGUA
This is a messenger RNA of Manduca sexta (tobacco hornworm), 1822 nucleotides long. Its product is annotated as peroxisomal N(1)-acetyl-spermine/spermidine oxidase. The transcript has 3 exons. Lineage: Eukaryota; Metazoa; Arthropoda; Insecta; Lepidoptera; Sphingidae. The record is from RefSeq and is a predicted model, not a curated record. Gene Ontology annotation, molecular function: polyamine oxidase activity. Bases 90 to 1706 code for a protein of 538 amino acids.